AUCUUGUGAGUUCGAGGCCAGCCUGGUCUACAGAGCAAGUUCCAGGACAGGCUCCAAAACUACAGAGAAACCCUGACUCGAAAAACCAAAAACAAAAAAGCAGACAAAUAAAUAAAAAAAGAAUGCAGCUUCCAGAUGGCGUCAUCUACAACAGCCACACUUCAGCACAGCAAGAGACUGAUGCCUUCGUUGCUUCCAGGAGACCUGAUCAAGGUUUUCCAGGAUGCAUUGACCUAUGAGGAUGUGCAUGUGAAUUUCACACAUGAAGAGUGGGCUUUGCUGGAUCCUUCCCAGAAGAGUCUCUACAAAGAUGUGAUGCUGGAAACCUACUGGAACCUCACUGCUAUAGGGUACAAAUGGGAAGAUGAGAAUAUUGAAGAACAUUGUCAAAGUUCUAGAAGACAUGGAAGGUAA
This is a messenger RNA of Chionomys nivalis (European snow vole), 414 nucleotides long. RefSeq names its product zinc finger protein 431-like. The record is from RefSeq and is a predicted model, not a curated record. Gene Ontology annotation, biological process: regulation of DNA-templated transcription. The transcript is spliced from 3 exons. Lineage: Eukaryota; Metazoa; Chordata; Mammalia; Rodentia; Cricetidae. Bases 136 to 414 code for a protein of 92 amino acids.